GGAAGCAUGGAAGCAACUACGUCCCAUUCUGAAUAAUAAUCAAAAUUGCUGUCAUCUAUCCCAUCCCUUGAGCCUUGAGCCUUCAUCAAUCAAUAUAUAUACAUAAACAGUUCAACAGAAUCAAUCAUCCACCACCAUUAACAUACUCACAUAUAAAGUGAUGAUGGCUGCAAGUGCAGGUGCAAAUGCAGAGAGAGGAAAAGGGGCUGUGGAUUUCGAGGACUUACUGCCGGUGAUAGCGAAGAAGCUGGGCGGGGAGGGUCUCAUGAGGGAGCUGGAGAAAGGAUUUGAGCUUCUGAUGGACAAGGAGAAAAGGGUGAUCACGUUGGAGAGCCUGAGGAGGAACAGUGCCCUGUUGGGUCUGCAUGAUCUGAAGGAGGACGAGAUUGUGAGCAUGGUCAGAGAAGGUGAUAUUGAUGGCGAUGGCGCGCUUAACAUCAUGGAGUUUUGCGUCCUCAUGUUCAGAUUGAGUCCACAGUUGAUGGAGGACUCUUGUUUCUUACUUCAACAGGCUCUGCAACAUGAAUUACAGGCAUCAACAGCAUUCUAUUGAUUAGAGGGAAUAGGGAACCAAUCUUAAGUUUUCAUCCUUUCUUCUUCAUUACAUUUCACCGGAGAAAAAACACAUGUACUAAACACACUAUAAUUAUUGAAGCUUAUGCGUGCUUUCAAUAAAUUCUUCUUCUUUUUUUUAUUUUGGACGAAAUGGGAUGGGGUAAUGUAUAUAUAGUUACUACUGGGCACUUCAUCAUUGCAUUUGUUACGUUAUUUGGCUUCUUUUUCUUUUACUCCCCUUUUUUAAAUCUAUGAAUAAAUAGUGCUGCACAUAAAUCAGAAGCUUAUUCAUUUUC
Molecule: messenger RNA, 851 nt
Organism: Arachis ipaensis
Lineage: Eukaryota; Viridiplantae; Streptophyta; Magnoliopsida; Fabales; Fabaceae
Product: calcium-binding protein PBP1
Molecular function (GO): calcium ion binding
Source: RefSeq, a predicted model, not a curated record